AUGGACGGCAUGUCAUCCGCUGUGGCCAUGAUCAACCUUGCUGGACAGGAUGUCAUCGUUUUGGACCGUCUUGAAUCCGAUCUCGUAUGUAGAAUCUCGCUCCCCUGGCUAUCAUCAAUCCCAAUCACACGCAAGCGCAUUGCGGUAGUGGUGGAGCCACUCAAUGUCCUCCAGACGCGACGACGGUGGGAAUGUGCCGCCGCAUUGGGAGUGGACCUGGUGGUGAUCAGUACGGGCGAUUGGUUCCCCGACAGUCAUGAACUACGCUACCUCCGCGAGGGAUUCAUUGUGACGGACAUCACGCCCAAUGCUGGCCUGGCGACGCGUAUUGUGGACGCGGUGCGUUCUUACCCGUCACUGAUCGACGGUAUCUACACCACCGGCCAUCACUGGCUGAUCGCUGUUGCAGACGCGGCCGAGAUAUUAGGACUACCUACUGCCCCAGCGACGGCGUAUCGCAUCGCAUGCGACAAAUCUGAGACUCGAGCACUCGAGCCGGGCGACGCCAGCAUUCUGGUCUCCGGCGUGGAGGACCUCAAUUCGCGGGCCGAGCUGCGAGAGAGCCUUCGCUAUCCUGUAGUGGUGAAGCCCGUGAACAGCGACGGGAGCGAAUGUGUCUUCAAAGUCACGGAUGUUACGGAGCUCGAAGCAGCAGUUGUCAGAGCUGCUGGGCAUAGAAACUCAGGACGGGUGCUGAUAGAACCUUAUAUUGAUGGACCAGGGUUUGAUGUCAAUUUGGUCCUCUGUGACGGCGAGGUGGUCUCCUGCGAAGUCUCGGACGAUUUCCCUUCGGCCGCGGACCACCAGAGCGGUCUUGGGUUCGAUGCGCCGCACUUUGGAGAGACACGCGUGGUUAUGCCAUCCGUGCUUCCGGCCUGUGAGCAGACAUUGAUUGAGCAGAGUAUGGGGGCUAGCGUUCGCCGCCAAGGCUUCCGGCACGGGGUAUUUCAUGUUGAGGGUCGAGUCCGCCAGUCCUGUGUGCGUUUCCAGCAACUGGAUGAUGACCUUGGCUCCCUCGAUCUACGUCCCGCUAAAGUCAAACCCGACUCAGAAACAUCAGAACCCUCGGUCUACUUACAUGAAGUCAAUGCACGCCCCCCGGGCUAUAACAGUUGUACAUCCAGUCUGGUCACGUAUGGGGAGGACUACUGGGCGCUUCAGAUUCUGUGCGCGGUGGAGGACUGGCAGCGAGUAGGAAUGCUGUCUCAGGGCUUUAUCGGUGGUGCCCACGGGGCUGCCAUGGUCAUGAAUACCUUUGUAGUGGUGGACCUCAGCCUCAUCAAGCAGAUUCAUCCUGAGAUCGACCCAGUCACAAUCACUAGACGGUUGCCUGCAGGCACGAUGGAUCCCAUGGGUGAACUCCAACAAACUCACCCUAGCCUUACGCAAAGCGUUGUCCAGAGCAUUGCUGUGUUGAGCAGUGGACAAUCCUACGGGAAUGAAGCGUCGACUUGGUGGUGGCUGGCUACAUUCCUGUUGUUUGUGUCUUGGUGGGAGGACAUCCUGCUGAUAGGAGAAGACUUGACACGCAAGUAUAAGAGCAUUGUACAUCGCGAAAAUGCACCGUCCCGCUAUCGUAUGCCUGGUACAGUGGGCAGGACGAAGUGUUAG
Aspergillus lentulus is the source of this 1611-nucleotide messenger RNA. RefSeq lists its product as uncharacterized. Lineage: Eukaryota; Fungi; Ascomycota; Eurotiomycetes; Eurotiales; Aspergillaceae. The record is from RefSeq and is a predicted model, not a curated record. Gene Ontology annotation, molecular function: metal ion binding; ATP binding; D-alanine-D-alanine ligase activity.